Molecule: messenger RNA, 1257 nt
Organism: Ambispora gerdemannii
Lineage: Eukaryota; Fungi; Glomeromycota; Glomeromycetes; Archaeosporales; Ambisporaceae
Source: the annotation of a GenBank genome assembly
AUGACAGCUUUCAAAGCAAAAGGAACAUUUGAAUUUCUUUUGGCGAACGUUUCCAAAAUGACGAGAGGAGUGUAUAGUCCACCGUUUGGCACACACGAGGAUAUGUUUUGGCAACUGGAAUUUACGCCCUCGUGUAAAGAUGACCCGGAAUAUUGUUCGGUUUAUUUGUGUGCGAUCGCAAACAGUGAGGAAAAAAAUUCAACAGAAAUAUGGACGAGACGUAACGAGAUCUCGGCUACCCUGUUUUUAAGGGUUCCGGCGUCAGAUCCAUCGACAUCCCUGGACAACACCCUCAACAUAAGGAAAAGCUUAUCGCUCGAUGAUUAUUCAGCAACGUUUCCAUUAUGGGGUUUUGACUGUUUCUGCAAAAGAUCAGUUCUACCCGAUGAAAUAAUGCUCGGAGUAAUAUUUGACAAGACAGAAUUUACACCGUGGAGCAUGAAAACCCCGUUUCCCACGAAACCAAUACCCGAUCCACUGAUCGAUGCUUGGUCCACUACGCUCAACAAGCAAGAGACGGUCGAUGUACAAUUCAACGUGAAAGGAACACUCAUAUACGCGAGUAGCACAAUACUUUCGAAACGAUCAGAAUAUUUUCAAAAGGUGUUUCAAGAGAAAUGGUCGGAAUCACAGAAAAAAGCACCGAAACAACGACAAAAUUCCAUUUCCGGAUCGUUGCAUUCCUCGUCAUUGAACAAUAACAAUAAUGAAUCGACCUCGACGUCUUUACAAUCGUCGAAAUUGCCACAGGCUGUGUCGAGUCCGCCAAAUGGGUACAAAUUUGUGGUCGAUGUACCGGAUUUCGAUCACGCUACUUUUUUGGAGAUGCUGAGGUUCUUGUAUACUGAUCAAGUGCUGUUCGAUGAUAAAUUGGAAUCACACAAAUCGGCGUUGGGUAAUUUGCUUUUUCCUCACCUCUCUCAAUCUGAAUCGCAUGAUAUUAAAAAACUAAAAAAAGCCAAUUCUGUCAAAUCUCAAGAUUUAUUUGCAAUCGCUGACAAAUACUUGAUUGCCGAUUUACGACAACGAGCGAAAGUGAAAAUAUUCAAAGAUCUAAACGAAGACAACGCAGCUGGUCUAUUAUUCGGUGCAGCGUGGAAAUGGCCGGACUUGAAAGAACAUGUGAUGAAAUACGUGGUGGAGAAUUUCAAGUCUGUACGAAAGACACCUGCAUUCAAAAAUGCAAUCUUGAAUCCUAGUUCUCAUCCUCAUUCUGGUGAACUUUUCAUUGAAGUGCUCGAAAUUUUAGAUCCUUGA